UCGACAACCGCCGCCCGCGCAACGGUCGAUUGUGUAUUUUUUAAUACGGUAAAAAAAAUAAAAGGUAAAUUAAAUCUCGUCUCGAAUCGACGAUACGGUACGGUGCCGUAAGAAAUAAUUUCAUCACCGGGUCUGGACCGUCUUGGAGUGUAAUAGUAAACGCCGCCGGUUGAGUUCGGCCGCGACACCUCCGCUGCCCAGGUCGACAUGUGCUACGGCCCGAACGAUCCGGGUUAAGAGAUCCACGAACCGCCGUUUCCAAGACCAGCAAUGAUCGAGGUGUCCGCCCCGACCCCGUGCCAUCCGAAUUGAAACACACCCGUGAAUGGGACUAUGGGAAUUUGUCUGGACACAGACAAAAACCCUAAUGAUAAUAGUUACAAUAACGGUCCAAGAGGUAGACAAAACUGGGAUGCCGAAGACACCGACGACAGAAACGCUAACGACUUGCUGUCGGACAAUAACAGUCACGUCAAGUUCAACACGCCGAAAGUUCCUAUUAUAUUUGUACUCGGAGGACCUGGCAGCGGCAAGGUGACACAUUGUGACAAUUUGAUGACAGAAAAGAGGGGCAUUGUUCAUGUAAACAUGACCGACUUGCUUCAGCAAUACACCGUCGGAAAUGACAUGGAAGACUACAAUAAGCUGUCCAGCAGAACGGUCACGGAAGUGCUGAUGCUGGAGUUGAAAAUGUCGCCGGCAGCCAAGCUGUUUUUGAUUUCGGGUUUUCCCCGAAACAUGCGUGACGUCGUUGAAUACACGCGGAAGAUAAAAUUAUUGAGCAAAGUCAUCUUGAUAGCGUGGAGUCAAAGCGUGCUAGAGCGGCAAAUCGAUUAUGGAGCCAAACUGGGUCAAGUCGUUUUGAGUCUGGCCAAAAUGGAGUUGAGUAGCUUUUACAACAACGUCACCCCCGUGUCGGAAUACUACGAUCAGAGGAGGAUACUGAUAUCGAUCAACGGCGAGCGAAACCCUUCAGAGGUGUACUUGGACUUCCGUUCGACGGUGCUGCAGGUUUUGAGCGCUCACUUGGCCACAGGAGCACUUCCUACGGCGUUUCCUAACGGUCACGUAUCCCACCGCGACGACACGGCCGAGCACAACAGCGUUACUACAGUGAAUAUAGAGCCAGCCACGGUCAGUCAUAACCCGGGCUCGUCGGGAUAUCCUAGAGUUAUAUGGGUGGUCGGAGGUCCCGGCAGUAACAAGAGUUCGUUGUGCCAAAAAAUUCUCAGGACCCACCACGGUUGGGGACACGUCAGCAUGGGGUCGGUGCUCAGGUCUUUGGCGUCGGGCAAGGAACCAACAGACCCGUUGCAACACACAAUCGGCAGCGGUCAAUUGGUCGACAAGGCUGUCGUUUACGAGGUGUUGGACGGCGAGAUGCUGAAGUACAGAAACUGUAACGGCAUCGUGAUCGACGGAUUUCCCAGAACCGUGGAACAGCUCAACUAUUUCGAAAAAAAGUAUGCUCAACGACCAUUGUUGAUACUUUUGGAUUGCUCAAAGUUGCAGUUAGGCCGCGGUAGGUUGGACGACAGCGUGUCGGCGUUCCGGCAUCGUCUCGAGAAUUUUCGCGAACAAACCUUACCAAUGCUCAAAAUGCUCGACGACAACGAACGGCUGAUCGUGGUGGACGGCAACACGGAAGACAGGAAAGUGCAAGACAUGUUCGUCGGCGCUUUGGUGAGUACGAUUGGCAGCGAAACCGCGACCGUGGCGCACCAGGUGGCCGACGACGACGGUACUGUGCUUCACGACCUGGAGAGCCACGAGGAACCCCCCGAGGCCGGAGCGUCCCACGCGGUCACCGGUCCAGCGGUUCCACACCAGAACGGGUUCAUACCGAAUGCCCAAACGUCAAAUGCAAAAAGCAACGAUCUGGAACAACGGUCGCGCCAAUCCAUACGGACUAUGUACGCUCAAAUAGGCUCGUACCCUAAAAACAAUGUACUAUAGUAGUCAAAUGGAAAUGCUAAGCAAAUCCCAUACCAUUGUCGCCUGCCUUAUUGUAACCAAACCUACUACUAAAAAUAUUGUGCAUAUCUAAUUUAUUUAUUUAUUUUGAUUUUUUUGUUGUAUAUUUUCUCCGCGUAAAGCUGGCCUGACCAGAUGGAAUAAGCUACACAUUAGACAUUAUUAUAUUAUAAUAUAGUAAAUAAUAAUAAUAAUAAUAUACUUUUAUUAUAUUAUUUUACGAUUGUGAUACCAUAGGGUUACCGAUUUUUAAUAGUCAAUAAAGAUUUACGAUUAUAGCCUAGUGUUUAGCGUGUACAACAUUUGAUUGCUCAAAAUGUCUAAAUAGUUAACCAUUUUGUACUGUCGAAUUCCAUUUACCGUUAAUAGAUGUAACACCUAAUAAAAUAUUCUUUUUUUCUUUUAACAACCAUGUAACUUGUA
This is a messenger RNA of Adelges cooleyi (spruce gall adelgid), 2397 nucleotides long. Its product is annotated as adenylate kinase isoenzyme 5. Gene Ontology annotation, biological process: UDP biosynthetic process; CDP biosynthetic process. The transcript is spliced from 10 exons. Gene Ontology annotation, molecular function: UMP kinase activity; ATP binding. Gene Ontology annotation, cellular component: nucleus; cytoplasm. Bases 334 to 1956 code for a protein of 540 amino acids. The record is from RefSeq and is a predicted model, not a curated record. NCBI's taxonomy places the organism in Eukaryota, Metazoa, Arthropoda, Insecta, Hemiptera, Adelgidae.